This is a messenger RNA of Capsaspora owczarzaki ATCC 30864, 1968 nucleotides long. RefSeq lists its product as hypothetical. The record is from RefSeq and is a predicted model, not a curated record. Gene Ontology annotation, biological process: response to UV; transcription-coupled nucleotide-excision repair. Bases 1 to 1968 code for a protein of 655 amino acids. NCBI's taxonomy places the organism in Eukaryota, Filasterea, Ministeriida, Capsasporidae. Gene Ontology annotation, cellular component: chromosome. The transcript has 2 exons. Gene Ontology annotation, molecular function: RNA polymerase II complex binding.
AUGCUGCUCGCGACGACGGGUGCCAACGCCGGCGCCGUGGACUCUGCGCUCCCGCCUCCCGUCCCUGCAGCCAAGCUGCUGCGAACAACGGCAUUGCGCUCGUUGAAUGCGUGGAAUGCGACGUUUGGCACGGCGUAUCGGAAGCUGGCGUUGGCGUGCGACUUUUUGAGCAACCAACUCAAGAUCAAUCUGCGCGACCCGGACUCGUCAAGCAUGACGCAGCGAGAAAUCCGAGAGCGCACGACGGCCAUGCGGAACCAACAAGUGCUGGAGCUGCGCCUGCGGACGCUGAUUGACGAUGAGCUGGAGGGACGGUUGGACGAAGUUCGCGAGACCCUUCGAGAGACCAACGCUGUGAUUGAGCUGCUCGUGCCAUCGAUUGAUGGGGCCACGGGCUCGGGCAAUGUUUCGAGCGCGAGUGGUGCGAGCCAUCUCACCGACCCUCAGCUGACUGCUCGCGCACACGGUUUGGGCUCGUCCCAUUAUCAACUGGAAGUGGCGCUGGACGGGCGUGCGUUGCAAAUUCGACGCACCACCGACAACAAGGCGCUCAUCGCCACCAUCACCGAUGCGUGCAAGCUGAUCGAGUCCAGACACUUGCCGUUCAUUGCGUCGUACAUUGAUUUGCUCGUUCAAGUCGGUGAAGCUGCGCUCGACUCCCACGCGACCCAACACUCGCGUCUGCGAGCAGCUAUUGACGUCAAGCGUGAGCUGCAAGCCAUGCUGGACAAGGCGCACGAGCUCGAGUUUGUCGGUGCCGAGCCGCUGCCCCCUGUCGACCAAGAAGACGGGAACGAGGACGAAGCGCAAAUUGCUGUGCAUUUGGAGCGCGACGACUUCAACGACGACGACUGGGUUUCAGGGAAGCGCAGUCGCGACGACGAUUCCGUGGACGAAGAGGAUGCCGAUGAUCAGGUUCAAGAGGAAGCUGCUGAGGCUGCUGCUCCUUCAGUCGCAACAGAUUCCGUCGUUUCGACAGCAAAUGCACCAUCCAAUCCAACAGUCAUCGCCACUCCCAAGCCAACAACAGCCGGAAGAGUCGUAGUUGCUGGAUCGACAGUCCCCAUCCCAAACAUUAACGCCAUGGACACGGCGCAUCGGUUUUGGGGCAAUCGAGACAGCGAUGAUUUGAUGUCGGACGUUCCGUCAGCGAUGCGAGAGGUGCUCGAGACCAGCGUCGUGACGUACCAACAAGAGCCCCUUGAGCCGGUAAAGUGGGCUUGCCGUGCACCCUUGGGCAAGGCAGGGCGUCUGUGCAAGCGCAUGGAUCGCGAGGUGUGUCCGUUUCAUGGGCGCAUCGUUCCAAGGGACGAAAGCGGCAACCCUACCGAUCCCAAGUUUCUGGAAGAGCUCGAGAAACGCCGGUAUGCGGAUGCGCUGGUUGCCGCGAGCGCGAUUUCUGCGUCGGGGAGCGUCAAGGUGGCAGGGCAGCGAAUGACAGCUGCCGCCAAGGUCAAGCGAGCCAAGCUCGAGGCGCCCGGCGUUGCCCUGGGACGAGCAGCACCUGGUGCAGAGGCUGGAGGCGAGCUCACGGCGCGCAAAGACGACGCAGAUCGCUUGUUUGAGCGCGAUACGGCCACGGUGCAGGCCUUGCGGGCGGGCCAUUCUGCGCUGGACGUGGCGUUGGCGCACGCCUUGACGACGAAUGCGCCUGGAAGCGAGCGCGUGAAUCGUGAAUGGAUGGGUCUUGAGCGUGAUAUUUUGUCCUCGCCCGCCGUGGCUGGCACGCUGGCGUCUCAAAAGCCAAAGCCACGCCUGACGGACAUUUCUGACGCGAGCUCCUCGGUGUCGUCGUCGUCGUCGUCAAGUGGCGGCGGUGGCAGCAGCAAGAGGGAUCCAGUCGCGUCCUUUGAAGCUCGUAUGCGGAAGGGCAACGCGUCAAGGCGGGCCAUUCUGGACCGAAUGGAGGCGCAGGAGGACAAGGCGCGCAGGGACCAGUUUGGCGACUUUUGGCAGUAUCGUGAAUAG